This is a messenger RNA of Ictalurus punctatus (channel catfish), 5730 nucleotides long. RefSeq names its product chloride channel, voltage-sensitive 5b (gene clcn5b). Gene Ontology annotation, biological process: chloride transport; transmembrane transport. Lineage: Eukaryota; Metazoa; Chordata; Actinopteri; Siluriformes; Ictaluridae. The record is from RefSeq and is a predicted model, not a curated record. Gene Ontology annotation, molecular function: voltage-gated chloride channel activity. The transcript has 13 exons. The coding region runs from base 357 to 2780 and encodes 807 amino acids. Gene Ontology annotation, cellular component: synaptic vesicle; Golgi apparatus; early endosome.
CAUUCCUGACAGUAGGCGGUUUGGACGCGGCCAGGCUGCUGUCAUCAGGGAGGAAGUUUUUGUGCGCUACAAGUUAGUCAGUUGGAGGAUUUACCUGCAGAGGAAAUACAUUACUUUGCCUGCUUUUGUGAAAGAACCAGUCGAUGUGAAAAUGAGACAGUUGCAUGAACACUCUUCAGUUCAUUAGAGGAACUGGCAACAGGGAAGAGGAUUAGUGGCGGUUCUCUCUCUCUCACACUCACUCACUCACUCACACACACUAUCACAAAUCCGUAUCACAAGAGAAGUUGUGUCUCAAUGGAAGCUGAAACAUUAGUGAUCCUGUGACGCCUCUAAACCCUGCAGAAGGAGAGAAGAUGGAGAACAAUGGCUUUUGUAACGACAAAUACGGCAAUGAAAGCAGUGAUGAUGACCUGGUUGACGUCAGUGCCAGUGCUCAGGAUCUCCUGGAAGAUCUGCCUUACGAUGAGCAGUACUAUGGUCAAGGCUACAGUACAGGAGGCCGAGGACAGAAUGGCACUGCUAAGCUGCUGGAUCUUUUAGACGACGGGUUGCACGGGUUGGGAACGUACGAUGAUUUCAACACCAUCGACUGGGUGAGGGAGAAAUCCAAGGACCGAGACCGUCACAGAGAGAUCAGCAAGAAGAAGAGGCAGUCUGUACUGGAUCUUCUCUUGAGUGUGAGUGAUGCUUUCUCAGGCUGGCUCCUCAUGCUCCUCAUCGGCCUCAUGUCUGGAGCAUUAGCUGGAGGCAUAGACAUCGCAACUCACUGGCUAACAGACCUGAAAGAGGGUAUAUGUAUGAACGGCUUCUGGUUCAACCACGAGCACUGCUGUUGGGACUCCAAAGAGACCACCUUCCAGGAGAGAGAAAAAUGUCCAAACUGGAAGAGCUGGGCCGAGCUCACGGUGGGAGUCAAUGAGGGGGCGAGUGCCUAUGUGGUGAACUAUCUGAUGUAUGUGAGCUGGGCUCUGCUCUUCUCCUACCUGGCUGUGGUCAUCGUCAGAGCCUUCGCCCCAUACGCCUGUGGCUCAGGAAUCCCUGAGAUAAAGACUAUCCUAAGUGGGUUUAUAAUCCGGGGCUACUUAGGAAAGUGGACUCUAGUGAUAAAAACGAUCACUCUGGUGCUGGCCGUGUCUUCAGGGCUCAGUCUGGGGAAAGAGGGCCCACUGGUGCAUGUGGCCUGCUGCUGUGGAAACAUCCUCUGCCAUCUUUUCACCAAGUACCGCAAGAACGAGGCCAAGAGGAGGGAGGUCUUGUCAGCAGCCUCCGCUGUGGGCGUGUCUGUAGCAUUUGGAGCUCCUAUAGGAGGCGUGCUCUUCAGUCUGGAAGAGGUCAGCUACUACUUCCCCUUAAAGACAAUGUGGCGUUCAUUCUUCGCCGCUCUGGUGGCCGCCUUCACCCUACGCUCAAUCAAUCCCUUUGGCAACAGCCAACUCGUCCUCUUCUACGUGGAGUUCCACAACCCAUGGCACUUUCUGGAGCUCUUCCCUUUUGUUUUGCUUGGUAUUUUCGGCGGCCUUUGGGGGGCAUUUUUCAUCCGUGCCAACAUGGCCUGGUGUAGAUGGAGAAAGAACACGCGUCUGGGUCAAUACCCUGUGUUGGAAGUGGUGCUGGUGGCACUGGCUACAGCGCUGUUGGCCUUUCCAAAUGACUACACACGCAUGAGUGGCAGUCAACUCAUCUCCGAGCUGUUCAAUGACUGCAGUCUGCUUGACUCCUCCCAGCUGUGUGACUACACCACCCAAGUGCAGGGUGGAGCAAUGAAUGGUAACUUAAGUCACGGUGCUAACUUCAGCAACGGCCUGUCUGAGCGGGCAGCUGGGCCUGGAGUGUACACGGCCAUCUGGCAGCUGGCGCUAGCAAUUCUCUUUAAGACGCUGACCACUGUGGUUACGUUUGGCAUGAAGGUGCCUUCUGGUCUAUUUAUUCCCAGCAUGGCGGUAGGGGCAAUAGCAGGCAGACUGCUGGGCAUCGGCAUGGAGCAGCUGGCAUUCUACCACCACGACUGGUCCAUCUUUAGCGGCUGUUGCAUUACGCCAGGCCUUUACGCCAUGCUCGGGGCUGCAGCAUGUCUGGGUGGUGUAACUCGGAUGACGGUGUCUCUGGUGGUCAUCAUGUUUGAGCUGACCGGAGGACUAGAGUAUAUCGUGCCCCUCAUGGCAGCUACUAUGACCAGUAAGUGGGUGGCGGAUGCGCUAGGCCGAGAGGGCAUCUACGAGGCGCACAUCCGGCUGAACGGCUACCCUUUCCUCGAGCCCAAGGAGGAGUUUGAGCACAAGACCCUGGCCAUGGAUGUAAUGCGUCCACGGCAGUCUGAUCCUCCACUUUCUGUCCUCACGCAAAGCGGCAUGAGCGUGGACCAGGUGGAGGCCAUAAUAGCUGAUACGUCAUACAGCGGUUUCCCCAUAGUCGUGUCCCAGGAGAGUCCAAGGCUGGUGGGCUUUGUGCUGCGGCGGGACCUGGUAAUAUCAAUAGAUAACGCACGGCGCUGCCAGGAGGGCAUCGUGGGAGCAUCGCAGGUCCUCUUCACCGAACAGACUUCGAAUCCUGUUGGCCCUCCUCCACUCAGUCUGCGCAGCAUCAUAGACCUCAGUCCACUAGCCAUCACUGACCACACACCCAUUGACAUCACAGUGGACAUCUUCCGCAAGCUCGGAUUACGCCAGUGCCUUGUCACACAGAACGGGCGUUUGUUGGGGAUUAUCACUAAGAAGGACAUUUUGAAGCACAUGGCCCAGAUGACAAACAGAGACCCCGAGUCCAUUCUUUUCAACUGAGAACCUGUUCCACCCCACUCAGCAGGAGAGACAUUAAAUCCCAUUCCAUCACAUGGACACACUUCCCAGACUGGAUCAUCCCAAUUACUUGGUGGAAAGUGUGUGUGUGUGUGUGUGUGUGUGUGUGUGUGUGUGUGUGUGUGUGUGUGUGUGUGUGUGUGUGUGUGUGUGUGUGUGUGUAGCAGAAUGUUUUGUGUGAAUGUCCUGCGGCUUUGGCGUAGAUGGAGAAGCGGAGUUGGGCGACAUGCCUAGACGGGAAGUCCUGUCUUCCAGGGGAUCUGACUUUACAGCUUACCCUGAAGCUGUCACACACUCCACUGCUGCCUACUGCACACACACACAAGCGCACCACUGAUCCACAUCUUCCUUGGAAGACUGUCACAAAGACAUUCCUGUGAACACUGACUUUGAACUUUGCCUUUUUUUUAAUCCUGCAUAUGUCAUUCCUGGAUUCUCUUUGAGGGAAGCCAUGGCAGGUGAAGGGCAUUUUUGGAACGUCAUGCAUUUGGCUCUCUCUCUCACUCUCACUCUCUCUGUCUCUCUCUCACUCUAGCUGACAUGCCUGAACUUGCCCAGGUCAGACAAUCACUGUGGGAAGUAGAUGGGAGAUGAGACGAGAGUGUAUCAUGUUAAAAAGUCACACACUCUGUCUUCCUCAAACUCAGCCACCCUGUCAGACACUCAUGCAGAUAAAAGCCAGAGACAGUGUUGUGUUCGAGCUUGGUAGAAUCGAAGUGUUAAUUUAAAGUGUCAGUGUCUGAAUGUUAGUGAUUGAAUGUAACUUGAAAUUGAGCAGCCAUUCUGUUCUGUAUGCUGAAGGGAAUUAUUUAAGCCACUGUGGUCAACUUUAUAUGUUUACAUCAUUCAGAAAGAUCUUUUGAGGAGAUACUCUGCGAGGAUCUCUUAGCAUCUGCCAUUUAGCUCGGAUUAUUUUACAAAGUUGGUCAGUUUGUGUAAAGUGUGUUAACAGUCGGUAUGUCCUGCAAUAUCCUUUAGAUCAUGUUGGGAUUUCUACCAUUUUGUAGCAAAGUAUACUAGAGAACAUUUCUUGCACUGUGUAAAUAUGAGCAGCCACAGAAUAUCCAUAGUAUGUUUCUUGUGUUUUAUGGACAUGGGGGUUCACCAGUGGACCUGUGUUGUCUUUCCCAGCCCAGGCCAGUAGAGGUCACUAUCUCUCUCACGAUCUCACACAGCUGCACUGUGACUAUUCUGAUCCUUUUUGGCGAGCUUUCCUUCUCUUCUCAUGACUGCUCACGUGCCCUAGUGUUAGCGAGUUACAUGUCUCCAUCUCACUCCAGAGAACUGAAGUUGAAGGGAGUCGAAGUUUGUCCCUUCUGCAUUGCUUAUCUUCCUGUGCUGCCCUCUGAGCGUGAUCGUCUCAUCUUGGGUGUAUCCUCCAUACUCUGUUUAUCUUGUUUGCAUUCAUUAUGACCCUGGACAACCUCGGUUGAGCAUCAUGUCUUUCCAUUCCCUCCUUUUGUUUUAGUGGUUGUGACAAUCCAAUAAUGACCUAAGAAGAGGCUCCUCCCAAAGGAAGCGUAGGCGGAGUGCGGCCUCUAUUUACUCUACUCCCCGUCCUCGGCACGCUCACGCCACAUCCAUUGUACUCGCAUGUUUAUCUACCUUAACAUGAUGUUAAAAGCAUGUUAGUCCUUUCAAAUACAUCCCGCGGCCACUUCUUCUCUCUCUUUCUUUCCCUAAUAUUCCCGCGAGCAGGAGCGAGGGCGCGGAGGUCGGAGGAGGCUAUUGUUCCCACUCAUGCUCGUCUGGGCUAGUGGUCGCCAGGAUGUUCACCGACGGCAUUUCCAUGCUGCCCGGCCCUCUUCCACUCUUAGAGAGCCAAUUUCCGUACAACAACAGCCAAUUCUGCAUUAUUGUAAUAUAAUAGAGGCGUGGAACGAAACAAUCUCUGCCUCCGCUGAUUGAAAGUAAAUGUUUGUGUGCGCGCUUGCAAGGUGCGCGGGAAUGAGAGAUUAAUCCUUUCUUUUCUGACCCCCUGAGAAAACAAGGCGAGUGUUGCUGGGAGAGGCUAGAGAGGAGGUUAAUUAAACAGCGUGGCCGGGUCACAUUCACAAAGGUCCCUUUUUGUGGCAUCAGGGUUAUGAGAGAGAGAGAGAGAUUUGGCUUGUUGGCUUGCUCAUUGCUGCUGGGUUACCGAGUGUCCAAGCUCUCUGUUGUAAUCCAACCCUUGAUUGGCUUUAAGGGCUCGGUCCAGGGCUGAAUGAAAUGUCAUCUAGAGCAGGACAUACCACAGACCCCCCCCAAUCCCCAACCCUCCGCCUGCCUUCUCUCCUCCUCCCCGUUCUUAUCUGUACCAAGCUGCACACCACCCUGUGGAAGAAUGUUCGACUUGGUGCUUUAUCCAGCUGUGGUUAUUAACCACCUGCCAAAAAAGCGCUUUUGUAUAACAAAUGUGCCAUUCAAACUCAGGAAAACAAACAAAGAAGGAAAAAAAAAGGCUUGUUUUCAAGGCGCUUGUUUGAAAAGACGCCUGUUCUUGCUCUGAGAGCAGCAGUGACAGGUGGAGACAUGGCAAACAAAUUGUCGUUGCAAAUACAAGACCAAAUGCUUGUGUGUUGCGUCUGAAGCGCUGAAGAUGCAGAUUCUGGAGCGAGCAGUAUACAGAGACUCCACCCUGCAGAUGGAUACACCUCUCAGAGUUACUGGACCAUCAGUAGGUUUGUUUUCUCCAUGCACACGGCCGAACUCAGACCUGCUUCCCAUCCGAGCACUAAUACCGUUUCAGUUUAAAGGUGAACGAGAACACUGAGUCCCCACAGUGUUCACAGUAGUAUUAUUCUGGGAAAUCGGUCCACAAAGAACCUGAAGGUCAAUGUAAUGCAUUCUUUAGGACCUUUACACAAAAUGGAUUUCUAACUUUAUUUAUUUUGUAAAAUGCUGACUGCACUGUGGAAUUUGUAAUCAAAAGAGUAAAUGUGAAGCGUUUCGA